ACAACUUAAGAAACAUUACACACUCUCUCUGGAUCUUGCAGAUCUGAGUAUAGACUCAAUACUUGUUCCUCAUCUGCAACCGAAUUCCUCCUCUGGAGAUUCAAUCCGAUUCAACAUUUGCUGGAUUUGAUCUGGUACAGUGACUAGAAUAAAAUGGAGAAGUCCUGCUCGUUGCUGGUACAUUUUGAUAAGGGUACACCAGCUCUUGCCAAUGAGAUCAAAGAAGCACUUGAAGGAAAUGAUAUACCUGCCAAGAUUGAUGCUAUGAAGAAAGCAGUAAUGCUUUUAUUGAAUGGAGAAACCCUACCUCAGCUCUUUAUUACUAUUAUUAGAUAUGUCUUGCCUUCUGAAGAUCACACAAUUCAAAAACUGUUGCUUUUGUAUUUGGAGAUCAUUGAGAAGACAGAUUCUAAGGGGCGUGUGCUGCCUGAGAUGAUUCUAAUCUGCCAGAACUUGAGGAAUAAUUUGCAGCAUCCGAAUGAGUACCUUCGUGGAGCUACUCUGAGAUUUCUUUGCAGGCUGAAUGAGGUAGAUAUAAUUGAACCUCUAAUUCCAUCAAUUAUGAACAACUUGGAGCACCGACAUCCAUUUGUGAGGAGGAAUGCAAUUCUUGCUGUGAUGUCCGUUUACAAGCUCCCACAUGGUGAGCAGCUCCUGGUUGACGCACCAGAGAAGAUUGAGAAUGUCCUAACCAAUGAGCAGGAUCCAUCGGCUAAGAGGAAUGCGUUUCUGAUGCUCUUCCAAUGUGCUCAGGAGCGUGCCAUCAAUUACCUCUUGACUCAUGUUGAUAGAGUGUCCGAUUGGGGGGAGUUACUUCAGAUGGUUGUAUUGGAUUUGAUUCGAAAAGUUUGCAGGACAAACAAAGCGGAGAAAGGGAGGUAUAUCAAAAUUAUCAUAUCAUUGCUAACUGCCCCUUCUGCUGCUGUUACAUAUGAAUGUGCUGGAACUCUUGUUUCUUUAUCUUCUGCCCCAAGUGCUAUAAGAGCUGCAGCCAACACCUACUGUCAACUUCUUCAAUCUCAAAGUGACAACAAUGUUAAGCUUAUUGUGCUUGAUCGACUGAAUGAAUUGAAAUCUUCGCAUAAGGAUGUCAUGGUUGAUAUGAUAAUGGAUGUCCUUAGAGCACUUUCGAGCCCGAAUCUUGAUAUCCGUAGAAAAACACUGGACAUUGUUCUUGAAUUGAUCACUCCCAGGAAUAUCAAUGAGGUUGUUCUCACACUGAAGAAAGAAGUUGUGAAAACUCAAAGUGGUGAGCUUGAGAAAAAUGGUGAGUACCGCCAAAUGCUCAUCCAAGCCAUUCAUUCAUGUGCCAUAAAGUUUCCAGAAGUGGCAAGCACUGUGGUCCAUCUAUUGAUGGACUUCUUGAGCGACAGCAAUGUUGCUUCCGCAAUUGAUGUGGUCGUUUUUGUCCGGGAGAUUAUUGAAACAAACCCAAAAUUAAGGGUUUCCAUUGUGACAAGGCUAUUAGACACUUUCUACCAAAUUCGAGCAGCCCGUGUUUGUUCCUGUGCCCUUUGGAUUAUUGGAGAGCAUUGUCUAUCUCUCUCUGAAGUUGAGAGUGGCAUUGCAACUAUCAAGCAGUGCCUUGGAGACCUACCAUUUUACUCAGUUUCUGAGGAAAGUGAAGCUACUGAUUCUUCAAAAAAGUCUCAGCAAGCAAACUCCAUUACUACUGUGUCAUCUAGAAGACCAGCUGUACUUGCUGAUGGGACAUAUGCUACUCAAAGUGCUGCAUCUGAAACUGCUUUCUCUCCUCCGACAGUUGUUCAAGGAUCUUUAACCACUGGAAACCUGAGAUCCCUUCUUCUCACUGGUGAUUUCUUCCUGGGAGCAGUUGUUGCUUGUACACUGACUAAGCUCAUUCUGAGGCAGGAAGAAGUUCAACCAUCAAAAGUUGAAGUGAACAAAGCAACAGCAAAUGCAUUACUGAUCAUGGUCUCAAUGCUACAGCUUGGGCAGUCUUAUGUUCUUCCUCACCCAAUUGACAGUGAUUCUCAUGACAGAAUAGUUCUUUGCAUAAGAUUGCUUUGUAAUACGGGUAACGAGGUUAGGACGAUCUGGUUGAGCUCUUGUCGCGAGAGUUUUGUUAAUAUGCUUUCUGAUAAACAACUACGAGAGACAGAGGAGAUCAAAGCAAAGGCACAAACUUCUCACUCCCAGCCAGAUGACCUCAUUGAUUUCUACCAUUUGAAGAGUAGGAGGGGAAUGAGCCAGCUGGAGUUGGAAGAUGAAGUUCAGGAUGAUUUGAAACGUGCCACUGGAGAAUUUGUCAAGGACGAGAAUGAUGCUAAUAAGCUAAGCCGGGUACUGCAGCUUACAGGAUUUAGUGAUCCUGUUUAUGCUGAAGCAUAUGUGACAGUUCAUCAUUAUGACAUCGUCCUAGAUGUUACCAUAAUAAAUCGAACCAAAGAGACACUUCAGAAUUUAUGUUUGGAACUGGCAACAAUGGGUGAUCUUAAGCUCGUUGAGCGUCCACAGAAUUAUACUUUAGCUCCUGAGUCAAGCAAGCAGAUAAAAGCUAAUAUCAAGGUGUCUUCUACUGAGACUGGAGUGAUUUUUGGUAACAUUGUCUAUGAGGCUUCAAAUGUGCUUGAGCGAACUGUUGUUGUGCUCAAUGAUAUCCAUAUUGACAUCAUGGAUUACAUCUCUCCUGCUGUUUGCAGUGAGGCUGCUUUUAGAACUAUGUGGGCUGAAUUUGAGUGGGAAAACAAGGUUGCUGUCAACACUGUCAUUCAAGAUGAAAAAGGAUUUCUUGACCAUAUUAUCAAAUCAACCAACAUGAAGUGCCUGACUGCACCAUCUGCUCUGGAAGAUGAAUGCGGGUUCCUUGCUGCUAACCUUUAUGCAAAGAGUGUGUUUGGAGAGGAUGCUUUGGUGAAUUUGAGCAUUGAAAAGCAAUCAGAUGGUAAGCUGAGUGGUUAUAUUAGGAUAAGAAGCAAAACACAAGGAAUUGCUCUUAGCUUGGGAGACAAGAUAACACUCAAGCAGAAGGGAGGCAAUUGAUCUUGUCGUGUUGAUAUGGUCCUCUCCUAGACAGCGACGCUGCAUCGACUGGGCAAGUUGCUGUGUGGAGCAUGAAUAAGGUGGAUUUGUCUGUGGGUUCUUGCCAUCUGAAUCAAUUCUGAACGGAGCAUGAAUAAGGUGGAUUUGUCUGUGGGUUCUUGCCAUUUGAAUCAAUUCUGAACGAACAGUAUCUCCGCAAGGAACAAUAUUGCUCAUAGAUUUCAGUUUUAUGGAGUCUUCAUGGGACAGGUUUUUUUCUGCAUCUACUUUGGUGUUUUUUUUUCCAAGUGAAUUUGAGAAUUAGUGAGUCCUCCCACUUCACUAAGAAACUAGUAUACAAAAGAAACCACAUCUCUUGUGAAAGUCAUUGUAUUAGUCUAGAAGAAAAAUUAAAAUUAUGUUUUAAAUAUGGUCUUACAAAACGAUAGUUACUUAAGUAUCCCAUGAUUGCUCGACUAAAGUUUUCGUGUAUGCCAGUCUAUUAAUUUUUGAAAAUAUUACUGUUGUUUAAAAGUA
Molecule: messenger RNA, 3519 nt
Organism: Solanum dulcamara
Lineage: Eukaryota; Viridiplantae; Streptophyta; Magnoliopsida; Solanales; Solanaceae
Product: coatomer subunit beta-2
Exons: 6
Coding region: 154-3003 (949 amino acids)
Biological process (GO): intra-Golgi vesicle-mediated transport; intracellular protein transport; endoplasmic reticulum to Golgi vesicle-mediated transport
Cellular component (GO): COPI vesicle coat; cytoplasm
Molecular function (GO): structural molecule activity
Source: RefSeq, a predicted model, not a curated record